AUGAACGUUAUUUAUAAUGAACAAAAUCUGGAAUCGCGAUCCUGGUCAACACAACUGCUCCUAACUUUGAAGAACACCUCGAUAGUGGACAAUCUUUCCAUGCUUAUUAAUUAUGAUGGAGAUGGGUGGCGAGUUGGCAUCGAGUCUGGUGAAUGUGCUAGGUUUUUAACCUUUGUGAAAGGUGGAUUUGAAAAAAAAUUUUCAAAAGGGAGGAAAGGAAAAUAUGCACUGGUUUUGAGCUGCUUAAGGCUGCAACUGAUACUGCUAACCAAAGCAGAACAAUGUCCUUUAUCAAACGCUAUACCUCAAAGUAAUUGGUUUAUUAGUUUAUUACACCCUCGGGUUUUAAGUGGUCAAUUUAUUUUCCACCUUUUCUAUGGUGAAUCGUGCUCUAAAAAUUCAGCUAGAGACUUUAAAAUUUUUCAUUUAGCAAAUAGAAGGUUCUGCAUUAAUUUGAACUUUCAUGUUCCAAAUUCAUGUCCAUAA
Molecule: messenger RNA, 486 nt
Organism: Echinococcus granulosus
Lineage: Eukaryota; Metazoa; Platyhelminthes; Cestoda; Cyclophyllidea; Taeniidae
Exons: 7
Coding region: 1-486 (161 amino acids)
Source: RefSeq, a predicted model, not a curated record